CCUGAUAAAGUUUGAAAAUAUAGUACAACAUGUUUUGUUGACUGUUUGAACAUUUGUCCUGCCCCUGCUCCCCUGCCAUAUAUUUGCUGAUGUGGCAUGGGGUAUUCAGAAACUAUGUUCCCAGAAUGUAAUCUACCGACUAAGCAAAUUCAACCCGUCAGUCGUCUCGUCCCUGGUUUGUAAAACUAAAUUUAUAGAUAGGCAUGUCACUGAGUAUGUCACAUGACUAACCAGCCUCGCUCAGACAGCGCCAGGUAAAGGGCCUCGUGUCACACCGCGCACAUAAGCGUCCGGAGAGACUGAUAAGGUUGACAAGCGCUUGAUUAUAAAGCCAGGUAUCCUGUCCCCAACAACACUAGCAACGAUAGUCUUCAGCAGAGAUCUUAUGGUUGACUAGAAGCUAAAAGAUUCAACUCCUUGCUGCACUUGAAAAAAACUGCAUCAAUAGCACGAAAAACGUUGACACAAGCUGUGGAAGUACCUGUGGGAAGAUGCACUUGCACCGGCCAAAGCAGCCUGUCUGUGUGGCCAUUGGAUGUAGUGGGGUGGCCUUGGUGUUCCAACUCGUGGCUGUUGCCGGAACCGGGUGGCUGAUGUUCAAGGGUGACUAUUUACUUGAGCAAGGACUAUUUCGUGCUUGUGCCAGGUCUCAGAACAUUUGUUCUGCAUAUGACUAUGUUAAAAACUGGGCUAAAGCUUGUCAGGCCUUCUCCAUUCUGGCACUGGGGACUACUUUCUGCAGUUGUGUUCUCGGAAUUCUGCACAUUCUUAGAGAAGAGACACAGGCACUGACACGUCUUGCUGCUGGUGUGAACGCGAUCGCAGCCGUUUACAUUGCAGUGGAAGUGGGUGUGUUCGCUGGUGAGACAAUGGACUUGGUAACUAAUACUACGUUUACAGUUUCAUACGGGUACGGUUUCUACCUGUCGAUCGUGGCUGGUGUGUUAAGUGUCGCCGCCGCCCUGUUUUACAUCGUCGGAAGAGCCCCAGUCCGUCAGUGAGUUAACGACUCACUCCAUGGUAUCAGAUGCUCGCUGAAAACUGUCAUCGAAGUUUGUUUUUUGUGUUGAUAAACAUUGCUUGAUGUUCCUCCCCCACUUCAACUCCAUGUUUUCUUACUACAAGAAUUAAUGACGAUAAUAAUUUGUAAAAUAUCUAUAGAUGUGACGUUUUAUGUGUACAUGAGUGGAAAGAACAAAAUCCAUAUACCACAAUUUAAAAAUAUACACAAUGGCUGCACACAGCUGUAAUCAAGUCAAGCAAAACAGCAGCAAUGGUUACGAUCAUAUCAAUGGUUAAUGUAGUGGACAAAGUAAUAAACAGUACUGAAACACAGAUGUCAUGCGUAAAGAGUUCGUGGAGACGAAAUUUGAACCCGUGACCUUUUAAGCAGGCAACAAGCUAACUGUGUAAACUCUACACACCCUCUCUGUCAGCCUCGUUCCGUCCAACCUCAUCAUGAUUCAUACCUUAUAACUUCGAGACUUACAGUAAGCUCAACAUUCAAUCUUGACAUAAAUACACAAUUCGCACUGUCAAAGCAAGAAAGUUACUCCCACUCCCACUGGCAUCUCUUACUGUCCAACGGUCUAGAAAUAUUCCACUGUGUUUCUAUAGAAACGCCAGUCAUCGAUGGCCUUCCUCACAGUUUUGAACUAUAUUCUUUCUGGUCAUAGAAAAUUCACUCCGUGUAAGACAAGUAACACAAACUUUUUGCUCAGACUCCGAGAGUUCUCCCUCGCUGAGGAGUGUCUCCGCUGGUCACGUGAUUCUCUGUUCUUCCUAUGUUUGGCGCUUUGACUUAUACAUUCUCACAUUCAUUGUUCCCAUACAUCUAGCCAUUGUGUAGCAAAACAUAGUCCAGGACAAAAAUAAAACAGAAAAGUACAUAAAAAAUAAAAUUAUAAUCUCGAAACAUAACAAACUGUGGACAUUUGUAAGAUAUUUCCGUUUAUGUCCAGUGACAGGCACGUGAUACAGGGAGGUAAGCAAGAUUUACUCCUUUCCAUGUGCAUUGUCGGUGUGACCUCCCUUAGUAUGUGUUGAUAAACAUUGCUUGAUGUUCUCCCCCACCCUAUGUUUUGUUACUAAAACAAUAAAUGCCGACAAUAGUUUGGGAAAUAUCUACA
This is a messenger RNA of Pomacea canaliculata, 2129 nucleotides long. RefSeq lists its product as uncharacterized. The record is from RefSeq and is a predicted model, not a curated record. Gene Ontology annotation, cellular component: membrane; cell-cell junction. Bases 492 to 1001 code for a protein of 169 amino acids. The transcript is spliced from 3 exons. NCBI's taxonomy places the organism in Eukaryota, Metazoa, Mollusca, Gastropoda, Architaenioglossa, Ampullariidae. Gene Ontology annotation, biological process: cell-cell adhesion.